UUUCGCUCCGAGUCCGGUGCCUGGGCGUUGAGGAUGUCUGGCCGCGGCAAACAGGGAGGGAAGGCGCGCGCCAAGGCCAAGUCGCGCUCGUCGCGCGCGGGCCUGCAGUUCCCCGUGGGCCGCGUGCACCGGCUGCUCCGCAAGGGCAACUACUCGGAGCGGGUGGGCGCCGGCGCGCCGGUGUACCUGGCGGCGGUGCUGGAGUACCUGACGGCCGAGAUCCUGGAGCUGGCGGGCAACGCGGCGCGCGACAACAAGAAGACGCGCAUCAUCCCGCGCCACCUGCAGCUGGCCAUCCGCAACGACGAGGAGCUCAACAAGCUGCUGGGCCGCGUGACCAUCGCGCAGGGCGGCGUGCUGCCCAACAUCCAGGCCGUGCUGCUGCCCAAGAAGACCGAGAGCCACCACAAGGCCAAGGGCAAGUGAGUCCCCGCGCCGGCCCCGCGCGGCCCCCAACGGUUCUUUUCAGAGCCACC
Dipodomys ordii (Ord's kangaroo rat) is the source of this 476-nucleotide messenger RNA. Its product is annotated as histone H2A type 3. Gene Ontology annotation, molecular function: protein heterodimerization activity; DNA binding; structural constituent of chromatin. The record is from RefSeq and is a predicted model, not a curated record. NCBI's taxonomy places the organism in Eukaryota, Metazoa, Chordata, Mammalia, Rodentia, Heteromyidae. The coding region runs from base 34 to 426 and encodes 130 amino acids. The transcript has a single exon. Gene Ontology annotation, cellular component: nucleosome.